Messenger RNA from Andrographis paniculata, 922 nucleotides. RefSeq lists its product as uncharacterized. The coding region runs from base 232 to 648 and encodes 138 amino acids. Lineage: Eukaryota; Viridiplantae; Streptophyta; Magnoliopsida; Lamiales; Acanthaceae. The transcript has a single exon. The record is from RefSeq and is a predicted model, not a curated record.
UAUGGCAAUUGGCAGGGAGUGGGAGUGGGAGUGGGAGUGGGAGUGGGAAUGGGAAUGGGAAUGGGAAUGAGAAUGAGGUUCCCACGGCAUAUCCGCAGGCAGGUAAAAGCAAGGCAAUAAUGGCAUCCAAUCCAUCCCUGUCCUAAUGCCCUUCCCUAAUAAUCCCUUGCUUGCAUCCUCCUAAUUGUUCCUUUCUUCCUUCCUCUCUCUCUCUCGUCUCGGCUGGUUUCAAUGGAGCAGGGAGCCGCCAUUCCCUGGAGUUGGAGGAGGAGGGGCAGGGUGCUUUCGCCUCACGACAAGAGGUUCUUCGCCAUAGCCUUGGCAAUUGUGGCUGUCCUCUCUCCCCUUUACGUCAAUAACAAUAACAAUAAGCCCGGCCCUGACGCAGAAGAGGACCUCCAUCCCGACAUAGGAGGAGACCACUCCAUCUACUACUACACUUGUUCUUCUUCAUACCUUCCACUGUUGUUGCUCAUUCUCAUUAUAGCCAUAGCAAUUUCAGGUUACUUGGAGCGAGGAGGACUCAACAGGCUGGACCCCUACUGGAUUCACAGGCUCGUUGGAUCUUCCGUCGGCAUUGUUUUUGUGCUAAUCAUUCUCACACUCGUUCUCAACUGUAAAGCAGCCUCCUCCGCCAUCAUCAGCUGACCUCAUCCACCCACUAUCCUAUGCUGCUGCUGCUUGCUUGCUUUUCAUCCACACACACUCUUUCUGCAGAGCAAACAAUUCGGUGCAGCUCUCCAAAACCUAAUAGCAAGCCAAAACAUCAAUCUCGUCACUGGCGAUUCAAUUCUUCGGUAGACCUCACCUCACCUCUCUCUCUUUAUAUAUAUAUAUAUAUGUAAUUUUUUAUUUAUUUAUACACAUGUAUCAUUGAACACCAUAUAUGAUAUGACAUGAAUACCUUAGAGAGAGAAAGAAA